GUGCACUAGGUUAAUAACUGGGAUUGCAUGUUCUUCCUUAACACUUGUGUUUUGUUUUUUUCUGAUCUUUUCCUCCCUAAAGCUGAUGCCUGUUGGACAAGGCUGGGAAGACAGGAGCACUGGGUUUAAAGGAACGUAAAUGCCUGCUAAGAUGGCAUUGGCCAGCUCUCUUCCUAGCAAACCAGUACCACCACGCUCCAGAAAAGUUUCUAUGGCCGGAGUGGAAGUGCACCAGAGCAAGCUGGAUUUUUUCUGCAAGCUGGGCUAUGGUAAGCAGGACAUCUGCAAAGUGCUGGAGAGCCUGGGCCAAGAGGCCCUGGAGGAUGAUGUGCUGAAAGAGCUGAUUCGGAUGGGGAGCAAGCCUCAAGCUCUGGAGAGUCACGCGCAGCCUUCCCUGCUAAAACUUGUUGCCCGUGGAUCAUGUACCACUACACCAGGGUCCAAGUGGCUUGGAGAAGAUGAAAGUGAUUCUUCCAAUUACUUGAGACCCAUUGUGAUUGAUGGCAGCAAUGUUGCAAUGAGUCACGGAAACAAAGAGAUAUUCUCCUGCUGGGGGAUCCAGCUGGCGGUGGACUGGUUUCGAGAGAGGGGGCACACAUACAUCAAGGUUUUUGUUCCACUCUGGAGAAAGGAGCCCUCUCGACAAGACAGUCCCAUUGCAGAUCAGCACAUUCUUGAAGAGCUUGAAAAGCAAUCCAUCCUUGUGUACACUCCAUCCCGGAAGGUGAAAGGCAAGAGGGUAGUCUGCUAUGAUGAUCGCUAUAUAGUGAAAGUCGCUUAUGAGAAAGACGGAGUGAUUGUUUCCAAUGACCACUACCGGGAUCUCCAGAAUGAAAACCCUGAGUGGAAAUGGUUUAUUGAGCAGCGACUACUCAUGUACUCUUUUGUCAGUAACAAGUUUAUGCCUCCUGAUGAUCCAUUAGGCCGGCACGGACCCACUCUUAAUAACUUCCUCAGCAAAAAGCCAGUGCUUCCUGAACCAAAGUGGCAGCCUUGCCCCUAUGGUAAAAAAUGCACCUAUGGCAAUAAAUGCAAAUUUUACCACCCAGAGAGACCACAUCAAGCUCAGCUCUCGGUUGCUGAUGAGCUGAGGGCCAAAACAAAGGUCCCGGUAAGCCUGGGGAAAGAGGAAGAGAAGUGUAACCGCUCGCCAUACAGGACUGGAGGAGAGCCUGCACCCUGCGACGCCUGCACAGGAACGCUGCGAGACACCAGCGGCUGCGCAGGGGCCUCCUGCUACCCCGGGUGGUCCCAGGGGAGCUGCUCCGAGCGGCCGGGCGGUGCCUGGGCUGGCGGCGCUGGUUCUGACCAGCGGUUGCUCCAGCCAGAGCUGCUGCGAGAGCAGGCGCUGCUGGAGAAGAUGUCAGCGCUGUCUGUCAGGGACAACACCUACGGCUACGACUGGUUCGUCCGCACCUCUGAGGACAGGGAGGUGGCAGACAGCCCUCAUCGCUGUGCUGACCUCAGGCACAGCCCCUACUCGCUCCAUCACCCCCAGGGUUUGGACCACAGCUGCUUACCGGGAUGCCCUUUCCAGCGAAGGGUGUUCCCGCCUCUGCGGGGCGGGAUGUGCCCAGACCACAGCUGGCCUCAGGAGGGCUGCGGCAUGCACGGGAUGGGGCGGAGCAGCCCCUACGGCCGCGAUGGUGCUCAGCACAAACAGGCCCUGGAGACUCAGCACCAUGUUUUGCCGCAGGCUGCAGCUCUUCCCCCUGACCCCCUUCACUUGUACAGCGAGCACCAGGUGCACCAGCACUGCUUCCCCAGCCCGUCCCCUCAGCAGCCCUUUCUGUUAGACACCAGCAAUGGACUGGGCUUCUUCCAGAAAGCCCCUGCUUACCCCAGUGGCCCUUACAGUGACUACUGGCCCACCCCAGCUGCAAGGCCACCCUCUGCCCAGCAAGCAAACCUACACAGGGAGCUGUGCUCCCUUUUCCCUUACAGUGAGGUGAACCACGUCAUGGCUUUGUACCCUGACAUCAAGGAUAUCGCUAGCUUGACUUUACUGAUUCAAAGACACAGAAACUUGUGA
Messenger RNA from Athene cunicularia (burrowing owl), 2032 nucleotides. RefSeq names its product zinc finger CCCH-type containing 12D (gene ZC3H12D). The transcript has 5 exons. Gene Ontology annotation, molecular function: mRNA binding; RNA endonuclease activity; metal ion binding. Gene Ontology annotation, biological process: nuclear-transcribed mRNA catabolic process, RNase MRP-dependent; 3'-UTR-mediated mRNA destabilization. The record is from RefSeq and is a predicted model, not a curated record. Gene Ontology annotation, cellular component: cytoplasmic ribonucleoprotein granule; nucleus. Lineage: Eukaryota; Metazoa; Chordata; Aves; Strigiformes; Strigidae. The coding region runs from base 140 to 2032 and encodes 630 amino acids.